Orussus abietinus is the source of this 3146-nucleotide messenger RNA. RefSeq names its product superkiller viralicidic activity 2-like 2 (gene Mtr4). Lineage: Eukaryota; Metazoa; Arthropoda; Insecta; Hymenoptera; Orussidae. Gene Ontology annotation, biological process: maturation of 5.8S rRNA; RNA catabolic process. Bases 56 to 3121 code for a protein of 1021 amino acids. The transcript is spliced from 10 exons. Gene Ontology annotation, molecular function: RNA binding; ATP binding; RNA helicase activity. Gene Ontology annotation, cellular component: nucleus. The record is from RefSeq and is a predicted model, not a curated record.
UAGCGUGCGAAAGUUUACUCGGGUAAAGAGGAACUUUUUUAAAUAAUUGGUUGUAAUGGCUGAUUUUGCGGAUGAUUUAUUUGAUGUGUUUGAUGAAAAUGAUGCAAAUGCUGUUGAAGCAAUUCCAUCGGACGUAACGGAGAAACCAGCGAUUAAGAAUGUCGACACAGACGGUGGAGUUAAGCGCGAUUUAGAAGGUAAUGAAGAUGAUCCGGCUGUCAAAAGACAACGGACGGAAUCUAUAUUGGACGAUAUCAAUUUGGAAGGACUCAGUUCUCGUAUAACAGUACAUACUAUAGAGACGAUGGAGUCAUGUACACAUGAGGUUGCGUUGCCUCCUGAUCAUGAAUAUAUUCCUUUAGAAACCAUAUCAGCUAAGCCAGCAAGAGAGUAUAAAUUUGUAUUAGAUCCAUUUCAAAAGGAAGCAAUAUUGUGUAUUGAGAAUAAUCAGUCUGUUCUUGUUUCUGCGCAUACCUCUGCUGGGAAAACAGUAGUUGCCGAAUAUGCAAUAGCGUGUUCCUUAAAAGAAAAACAAAGAGUCAUAUAUACAACACCAAUAAAAGCAUUGAGCAAUCAAAAAUACAGGGAGUUUUAUGAAGAGUUUAAAGAUGUUGGGUUAGUAACAGGAGAUGUCACAAUUAAUCCAACAGCUAGUGUCCUCAUUAUGACAACUGAGAUUUUGAGAAAUAUGUUAUACAGGGGCUCCGAGGUGAUCCGAGAAGUCGGUUGGGUCAUUUUUGACGAAAUUCAUUAUAUGCGCGACAAAGAAAGAGGUGUUGUUUGGGAAGAAACCUUAAUUCUUUUGCCAGAUAAUGUACAUUAUGUGUUUUUGUCAGCAACUAUUCCAAAUGCUCGACAGUUUGCAGAAUGGGUAGCACAUUUGCAUCGACAACCAUGUCAUGUAGUUUAUACCGAUUAUAGACCAACUCCCUUGCAGCACUACAUAUUUCCAGUUGGUGGUGACGGUAUACAUUUGGUGGUUGAUGAAAUGGGCCAGUUUAAAGAAGAAAAUUUCAACAGAGCAAUGGCAUGUCUGCAGAAUAGCGAUGCUUCUAAAGGAGACACAAAAGGACGCCGAGGUGGUAUGCAUGGGACCAAUAAAGGUCAGACCAACAUCUUCAAAAUGGUCAAGAUGAUUAUGGAGAGGAACUUUGCUCCAGUAAUUAUUUUUAGUUUUUCAAAGAAAGAUUGCGAAGUUUAUGCAAUGCAAAUGGCGAAGCUGGAUUUGAAUACAAUAGAAGAGAAGAAACUAGUAGACGAAGUGUUCAAUAAUGCUAUGGAUGUUCUCAAUGAAGAAGACAGAAAGUUACCGCAAGUUGAAAAUGUUUUACCUUUACUGAGGCGAGGUAUUGGAAUUCAUCAUGGCGGACUAUUACCGAUUUUAAAAGAGACCAUAGAGAUCAUGUUCGGGGAAGGUUUGAUUAAGGCACUAUUUGCAACAGAGACGUUUGCAAUGGGCUUGAACAUGCCAGCCAGAACGGUGCUUUUCACAGCUCCUAGGAAGUUUGAUGGAAAAGACUUCAGGUGGAUUACGUCAGGAGAAUACAUUCAAAUGGCCGGUCGUGCUGGUCGAAGAGGAUUGGAUGAGAAAGGCAUCGUCAUCCUAAUGAUCGAUGAACAAGUCAGUCCCACUGUUGGGAAGGCGAUCGUUCAAGGGAAACCUGACCCCAUUAAUUCUGCGUUUCAUUUAACUUAUAAUAUGGUUCUUAAUCUUUUACGAGUAGAAGAGAUAAAUCCAGAAUACAUGCUGGAAAGAAGUUUUUACCAAUUCCAAAAUCAAGCUUCUAUUCCAGAACUGUAUAACAAGGUGAAAGAUUUGCAAUCUGCAUAUGACGCGAUACAAAUUGAGAAGUACAACCAAAUUUCCACGUAUCACGAUAUACGGGAACAACUUGAUCGAUUAGGUGUAGAGUUUAGGACAUUCUUGACGAAGCCAGAGUACCUGCUGCCAUUUUUGCAGCCUGGGAGAAUGGUGAAGGUAAAGAACGAUCAAGAUACGUUCGAUUGGGGGAUUAUAGUCAAUUUUAAGAAGAAAUCUCCGAAAAAUCCAGCCAAGGACAAAACCGUUAUAAUAGUAGACACUUUGCUUCACGUUUCCGCCAAGAAAGGCAGGGUCUACUCUACGGCAGGAUCUCCUAUACCUUGCCGAGAAGGAGAAGAAGGUGACGUCGAGGUCGUGCCAGUAUUGCACACGUUAAUUUAUCAAAUCAGUUCCUUGAGGGUGUACUACCCAAAGGAUUUAAGGCCCUCGGACAAUAGGAAAAGCGUCCUGAAAACUAUUCAAGAAGUAAAGAGGAGGUUUUCCGGUGAUCCGCCAUUGUUGAAUCCAAUCACGGACAUGCGUAUCGAGGAUCAAGCGUUUAAGGACGUCGUCAAACGAAUCGAGAUCCUGGAGGAACGAUUGUUCAACCAUCCAUUGCACAAAGAUCCUCGAGUCAACGAGUUGUACGAAGAAUUUGUACACAAGGAAGAAAUAGGAACGAAGUUGAAACAGGCAAAACUAGAGUUGAAGAGGGCUAAGUCGGUGUUACAAAUGGACGAGCUUAAAUGCCGAAAACGCGUACUUAGGAGAAUGGCGUAUUGCACGUCUGCAGACGUUAUAGAAUUGAAGGGAAGAGUCGCUUGCGAAUUAAACGGAGCUGAUGAAUUGCUCAUGACCGAAAUGAUUUUCAAUGGACUGUUCAACACGUUGAGUGUACCGCAAAUGGUCGCUUUAAUCAGCUGUUUCGUUUGCGAUGAGAAGUCCAAUGAAAUGCCAAAGAGCACAGAAGAGCUAAGCGGUCCGCUUAGGCAAAUGCAGGAUUUGGCACGCAGGAUAGCAAAGGUAUCUACGGACGCUCAUUUAGAGCUAGACGAAGAUUCCUACGUAGAGAAAUUUAAGCCCUUCCUGAUGGACGUUCUGUAUGCGUGGUGUAAAGGGGCGAGCUUUCUACAAAUCAACAAAAUGACUGAUAUAUUUGAAGGGUCCAUUAUAAGGUGUAUGCGCCGUUUAGAGGAAGUGCUUCGACAAUUAUGCCAAGCAGCUAAAAAUAUUGGAAAUACCGAUUUAGAAAAUAAAUUCAGCGAAGCUAUAAAACUAAUUAAAAGAGAUAUAGUCUUCGCAGCUUCGUUGUAUCUGUAAAAAGAAAUAAAUUUUCAUUUCUUCA